AUGGUUGCCAAAAACUUGCUCUCCGGUUUCACCUUUUUCUUUCUAAUAAUUUCUGCUGCUGUUCAGGCUGUUCAUGCUCACGGAAGCCAAUGUAGUGAAUUGCUCGUAUCUGGGAAGAACCCUGUUCCAGACAGCGCUAUCACGGCGUCUUCGACCUGGGCCGUUAACGUGGACACGAAGCACAUUCCGCAAAGGUCCCGUAUUGAUCUAGGCCUUGACGCGGUCGGCAACGGAGGGUGGAGCGCAAACUUCAACGACGAUAAACAGUGGCUGCAGUUUGAUCUGGGAUUUUCUAGGAAGAUAACGGGCGUGAUCACCAAAGGGAGACAAGGGUAUGGAACAGACCAAAGCAGAUGGCAGUACGUGACCGCCUAUAGACUCCAGUACGGGAACGCAACCGAUGACAUGAGUGUUUAUAGUGACCACGACCACGAGCCAGAGGUGUUUGAUGCCAACUGGAACCCCGUCACGCCGCAGGUGCAACUCCUUGACCCCCCUAUCAACGCCAGGUACAUCCGGAUUAACCCGGUCAAGUGGCACAACCACGUGUCCAUGCGUGCUGACCUUCUUGGAUGUCCACUGACGGACACCAACAAGGUGUUUGAUGGCAACUGGAACCCCGUCACGCCGCAGGUGCAACUCCUUGACCCCCCUAUCAACGCCAGGUACAUCCGGAUUAACCCGGUCAAGUGGCACAACCACGUGUCCAUGCGUGCUGACCUUCUUGGAUGUCCACUGACGGACACCAACAAGGCCACUAUUAUUGGGUAG
Molecule: messenger RNA, 771 nt
Organism: Lingula anatina
Lineage: Eukaryota; Metazoa; Brachiopoda; Lingulata; Lingulida; Lingulidae
Product: lactadherin-like
Cellular component (GO): plasma membrane
Molecular function (GO): signaling receptor activity
Source: RefSeq, a predicted model, not a curated record